AAGAGGGUCUCUUACCUUUUUGUUGUUGUUUUCUUUCUCAUUAAUUAUUGAGUUCCGUAAAAUGGGUCCCACUUUUUCCCAUUUCCCAACCUCCAUAACCAUAGUUGGAGAUUUCUCUGUUUCCUAUGCUCUCUCUCUCUCUUACUCUCACAGUGACUAUUCGUCGGAGAGCUUCAGAUCUAAAAGAGGGAAGAUAAACCCUUUGGAUUCAAUAUCGAUAUCGGAAAUCUUUUGACUUCACAAGAAUGGCAGUGACAGAGGUUGAAAAUCCUCUUCUUGGUGAAAUCACUUGUGGCACCUUACUACAGAAGUUGCAGGAAAUCUGGGAUGAGGUUGGGGAGAGUGAUGAGGAACGAGACAAAUUGCUUCUUCAGAUUGAGGAAGAGUGUCUUAAUGUUUACAAAAAGAAAGUUGAGCUGGCCGCAAAAUCUCGUGCAGAGCUUCUUCAGACUUUGUCGGAUGCCACUGUUGAACUUUCCAAUCUCACAACUGCUCUCGGGGAAAAAAGCUAUAUUGACAUUCCAGAUAAGACUUCAGGAACGAUCAAGGAACAACUUUCUGCAAUAGCACCUGCGCUUGAACAACUUUGGCAACAGAAAGAGGAAAGGGUCCGGGCGUUUUCCGAUGUACAAUCACAGAUUCAGAAAAUAUGUGAAGAGAUCGCUGGUGGAUUGAACAAUGGACCUCAUGUGGUUGAUGAGUCUGACUUGUCUCUGAAGAGAUUAGAUGACUUCCAGAGAAAACUUCAAGAGCUCCAGAAAGAGAAGAGUGAUAGGUUACAGAAGGUGCUCGAGUUUGUGAGCACCGUGCAUGAUCUAUGUGCCGUCCUUGGUUUAGAUUUCUUAAGCACUGUCACUGAAGUUCAUCCGAGCUUAGAUGAAGCAAAUGGUGUUCAAACCAAGAGUAUUAGCAAUGAAACACUUGCGAGGUUGGCUAAGACUGUCUUGACUCUUAAAGAGGAUAAGAUGCAAAGACUUAAAAAGCUUCAAGAGCUAGCUACUCAGUUAACUGAUCUAUGGAAUCUCAUGGAUACUCCUGAUGAGGAAAGGGAGCUUUUUGAUCAUGUUACCUGUAACAUUUCAGCAUCAGUUCAUGAAGUGACUGCCUCUGGUGCUCUCGCACUUGAUCUGAUCGAACAGGCUGAGGUGAAAGUGGAUAGGCUUGACCAACUGAAAUCUAGCAGAAUGAAGGAAAUUGCAUUCAAAAAGCAAUCUGAGCUUGAGGAGAUAUAUGCUCGUGCUCACAUAGAAAUAAAACCAGAGGUUGUUCGCGAGAGGAUCAUGUCGUUGAUUGAUGCUGGAAAUACUGAACCUACUGAGCUACUGGCUGACAUGGAUAGCCAGAUCGCAAAGGCCAAGGAAGAAGCCUUCAGUAGAAAAGAAAUUUUGGACCGAGUCGAGAAAUGGAUGUCAGCUUGUGAGGAAGAGAGCUGGCUCGAAGACUACAAUCGAGAUCAGAACAGGUAUAGUGCAAGCCGAGGUGCGCAUUUGAAUCUCAAGAGAGCUGAGAAAGCUCGGAUUCUGGUCAGCAAGAUUACUGCAAUGGUUGACACAUUGGUUGCUAAAACCCGGGCAUGGGAAGAGGAUAACAGUAUGUCCUUUGAGUAUGAUGGUGUUCCUCUGCUCGCCAUGCUAGAUGAAUACACUAUGCUUAGGCAAGAACGAGAAGAUGAGAAGCGGAGGCUGAAAGAACAGAAGAAGCAGCAAGAACAGCCACAUACAGAUCAAGACUCCGCCUUUGGGUCAAAACCAAGCCCUGCAAGACCCGUUAGUGCCAAGAAAACGGUGGGAACACGAGCCAACGGAGGAGGGCUCAACGAAACUCCUAUUAGGCGUUUAUCAAUGAACUCAAGCCAGAACGGAAGCAAGUCGAAGAGAGACAGUCUGAACAAGAUAGCUUCACCUUCGAACCUUGUAGCCAACACAAAAGAGGAUGGUGCAUCUCCAGUCUGUCGUGUUGACCCAGUGAUGGCUUCACCGUGAGAAUUAUCAAAGAAAGAGAGUUGAAAUGCUUACUUACACUUUUGGUAGUUGCUAAUAGUGCUGUCUAAGAAACAAACACUUGAAACAAAGACAUUGAGAGUAGAAUGUUACUUAGAUGUUUAUGUCUCUGUAUUCAGUGACUCAAUUGUUUUUUCAGAAAUGUCGUAGUUAAGCUUUGGUAGCAUGACUAGUGUUGAACUUGAAGUGAAGUGACCGGUUUAGCUAAGGAAAGUCAGGGUUCUAA
This is a messenger RNA of Arabidopsis lyrata subsp. lyrata, 2226 nucleotides long. RefSeq names its product 65-kDa microtubule-associated protein 2. Gene Ontology annotation, biological process: microtubule cytoskeleton organization; cytokinesis by cell plate formation. NCBI's taxonomy places the organism in Eukaryota, Viridiplantae, Streptophyta, Magnoliopsida, Brassicales, Brassicaceae. The record is from RefSeq and is a predicted model, not a curated record. Gene Ontology annotation, molecular function: microtubule binding. Bases 246 to 1982 code for a protein of 578 amino acids. Gene Ontology annotation, cellular component: cytoplasm; spindle. The transcript has 10 exons.